Messenger RNA from Penicillium coprophilum, 1956 nucleotides. Its product is annotated as molybdopterin cofactor biosynthetic protein. NCBI's taxonomy places the organism in Eukaryota, Fungi, Ascomycota, Eurotiomycetes, Eurotiales, Aspergillaceae. Gene Ontology annotation, molecular function: 4 iron, 4 sulfur cluster binding; metal ion binding; GTP 3',8'-cyclase activity. The transcript is spliced from 2 exons. Bases 1 to 1956 code for a protein of 651 amino acids. Gene Ontology annotation, biological process: Mo-molybdopterin cofactor biosynthetic process. The record is from RefSeq and is a predicted model, not a curated record.
AUGGUUGGCUUGUGCAAAUGGAUAUUGCCUUGCCCUAGGGUUACUCGUAUACGCAUUCGACCCUACAGCACUCGCGCAAGACCUAUCGCCACCCACACCCCUGGAUUGCCUCCGCAUACCCCGACUGAACCCUCUAAACUGUCACUCAAGUCUGCGAAACCCUUCUCCGACUUCCUCACCGAUACCUUCAAUCGUCAACAUGACUAUCUCCGCAUUAGCGUUACGGAGCGGUGCAAUCUUCGGUGUCUGUACUGCAUGCCCGAGGAAGGCAUAGACCUCUCGCCCUCUGCGAAAUUGCUCACCUCCCCGGAAAUUCUAUACCUCUCCUCACUAUUUGUCUCACAAGGCGUGACCAAAAUCCGAUUGACGGGUGGGGAACCCACAGUCCGCAAAGACAUCGUACCGUUGAUGCAGGACAUCGGCAAGCUGCGACCAAAUGGGCUUCGGGAACUGUGUCUGACAACCAAUGGGAUCUCAUUACAUCGGAAAUUGGACUCGAUGGUGGAGGCUGGGCUGACGGGAGUCAAUCUCAGCCUCGAUACACUGGAUCCAUUCCAAUUUCAAAUCAUGACAAGACGCAAGGGAUUUGAUGCUGUGAUGAAGAGCAUCGACCGCAUUCUGGAAAUGAAUAAGGUCGGUGCGGGGAUCAAGCUGAAGAUCAAUUGUGUUGUGAUGAGAGGAAUGAAUGACCGAGAGAUCCUCCCGUUCGUGGAACUGGGCCGAGAGAAAUCGAUUGAAGUGCGAUUCAUCGAGUAUAUGCCUUUCGGUGGGAACAAAUGGAAUCAGCAGAAAAUGUUCUCGUAUCAGGAGAUGCUGGCUGUCAUCCGAGAGAAGUAUCCCACAUUCGAAAAAGUGGCCGACCACAAGAAUGACACGAGUAAGACAUACCGUGUUCCUGGAUUCGAAGGCCGCGUGGGAUUUAUUACGAGCAUGACCCACAACUUCUGUGGUACUUGCAAUCGUUUACGCAUUACUAGCGACGGAAACCUCAAAGUCUGCCUAUUUGGUAACUCCGAGGUCUCAUUGCGGGAUAUCAUUCGUAAGGAGAAUGGUGGGAAUCCAAUUGAUGUGGAUGCAAUGAACAACCUGCAACUGUUGGAAACAGUACAAAAGGCGGCGCGCCUGAGUGAUGAAGGUGGCUUGGUGAAUGAGCGAGAACGUGAAAUUCUUGACAUCAUUGGCAUGGCGGUGAAACGAAAGAAGGCGAAACACGCCGGCAUGGCACAACUAAAGGAUAUGAAGAACCGCCCUAUGAUCUUGAUUGAUGAACUAGAUAAUAAACCGAAGACGCUGUGGUCAGGGUCUCCCUCUUGGUCCAUCAUGCCGAUACAUAUGUUUUCGGAUCUCCCUGCAGCUUCCCAAAGUCGUCGGUAUCACUCUGGGCGCUCUAAACCAGAGACCGAAGACUGUAUUCUUCGCCCAUCUCCCUCUCUACCCACCGCCUCAGACGCUGAUCUCCCUCACCUCACACCAUCCAAGACCGUGCACAUGACCCAGAUCACCGAAAAGCCUGAAACAAAACGCCUCGCCACAGCCGCCUGCACCGUUUCUUUCUCGAACCCAAGACCCUGGGAAAUCCUCCAUAAAGGACAAACCACGCAUAAAGGUGACGUCUUCAGCGUUGCCCGGAUUGCGGGUAUCAUGGCAGCAAAACGAACGCCCGAUAUUGUGCCCCUUUGUCAUCCCGGCAUUGGUAUUACCGGGGUCGAGGUUAGUGUAGAACUGGUUGAACCUGCGCAAGACGGGGACCACGGUGCUAUGCAUAUUGUGGCAUCAGUUAGCUGCUUUGGUCGCACUGGAGUGGAAAUGGAGGCUAUGACAGCUACUAUGGGCGCAGCUUUGACAGUUUAUGAUAUGCUCAAGGCUGUGGAUAAAGGGAUGGUCAUUGAUUCUGUCAGAUUGUUGGAGAAACAGGGUGGGAAGAGUGGACAUUGGGUGCGGGAUUCAAAGCUAUAG